AUGUUGCAGAAUCGUCCCUUCCGGGCAAUGAUCGUCCCUUGGAUACUGGAUCAGACGAUCGUGGCCAUGCUGUCGUCCCUGCUGCCAUUCUACGUGCAGUAUGUGAUCUCCCCAGAGGUGGUCUGUCAGGUCAGUAGCCCACCGAUCCCCAUCGCCAGCGCCCGAUGCAGCUCGAGGAUGCUGCUGGGCAUUGGCCUGGUCUGCAUGCUCUUGGCUGCUAUCCUGUCAAUGCCCCUCUGGCAGCGGGCAGCUAUGGGCUUCGGAGACUACCAGACGUGGCUGGCCUUCAACUUCAUGAAUGCCAUCACCACGAUUCUGUUCAUUGUGGGCCAGACGUCCACACUGGCGAUUGUCUUAACCAUCUGCUUCGCCAUCCUGAACGGCGCACCCAUAGGCCGGAGCUGUGCGUUUGAGCAGGCCUCGCAUUUUUGGCAUCGGGUGCAGGUGUAA
Messenger RNA from Symbiodinium natans, 450 nucleotides. Lineage: Eukaryota; Dinophyceae; Suessiales; Symbiodiniaceae. The record is from the annotation of a GenBank genome assembly.